Molecule: messenger RNA, 1028 nt
Organism: Sturnus vulgaris (Common starling)
Lineage: Eukaryota; Metazoa; Chordata; Aves; Passeriformes; Sturnidae
Source: RefSeq, a predicted model, not a curated record
UGCCAUUAACACAAUUGCACGCUCGGCUAUAAGUACUGCGGGCUCCACACUGACAAAAGACUCUCUCUUAAAAGAAAAGGGGGAGGAUGGAAUACAGGGUGUGGGGAUGCAGGACAAUCAAAAUGUCAAAUGUUCAAUUAACAAGGUUUGGCAGCCACUAGGCCGUUUUAGGCUCGUGACUACCAAAGACUUUCAUUUCAGGUCACCUGAUUGGGCAGUCAUAACAGUGGACCUACCUAACAGCACAUAGGACGUGAUGUUAAACCACAUGAAACUGGACAGUGAGUACUUUGUUGUCGGGGAUACAGCACACACACCCCUAGAGAUUGAGGUAGCUCCCAUGACCAUCAAGGGAAGCAUAACUGGCCUCAUUCUCCUGGCACGCUGUCCUCUACCACCAUAUUACCUGGUUGAGGGACAAAUCCUCACCCAGGCCAUUCCCAUUCCAGCGGAGGUCCCAGUAGACGGAAAAUCACCUGAUGUCUACUGGGCAGAAGUGGUGGGUGAGGACAAACCUUCUCUGGCAUGCAACCUAACCCGUGGAUCAGACCACCUCCAUGUGGAAGGGGUACUGGACACAGGCGCCGAUGUGACUAUCAUACCCGAGAGGAUGUGGCCGUCACAAUCGGAACUACAACCUGUGGCAGGCAAAAUCCAAGGUGUAGGAGGGGUAAAAUUGGCAAAAAUAUCAAAAAGCAUUGUGCAAAUUGAAGGGCCGGAUGGAAAAUUGGCUAGCAUCCGUCCAUUUGUUACAAACUAUAAAUGCCCUCUGUGGGGGAGAGACACCAUGUCCCAGUGGGGAGUGGUCGAUGAGUAAGGAGAAGCUCAAGGUGCUUGAAGAGCUUGUGGAGGAGCAAUUGGCCAAAGGCCACAUAGAAGAGACCACAAGUCCGUGGAAUUUUCCGGUCUUUGUAAUAAAGAAGCCAGGGAAGAACAAGUGGAGGCUGCUCCACGACCUCUGGGAAAUAAACAAAGUGAUAGAGGACAUGGGGUCACUCCAACUUGGGAUGCCUUCUCCAACGAUGCUU